AUGCCAUUUUUCUAUUCAGCUAUAUUAAAAUUAAAAACACACAUUGACUUAAGUUAUACAAGCAAUGAGGCAAACAUAUGUAUACCAGACAAACCUGCUUCUCCAGACCAAACGUGUAAUAUUGUUGGCUGGGGAUUCUUGAAGCACAAUGGCGUACAACCUGAGGUACUUCAAAAAGCUGAAGUACCGAUCGUAUCAAACAACGUAUGUAACGAGCCUGAAGCUUACAAUAAAGUAAUCAAGGAAGAUUAUUUGUUAUGCGCUGGUUAUAAAAAUGGAAAAAGUGACUCGUGCAAUUAUGACAGUGGAGGUUCUUUGGCAUGUUUAAAAGACGGUAUGUUGAUGCCUAUAUCAAGUGAGAAUGCUUUGCGAAAAAUUGCAUUAAUUAGAGCUUGCCAGCAAUGA
This is a messenger RNA of Hydra vulgaris (swiftwater hydra), 405 nucleotides long. The record is from RefSeq and is a predicted model, not a curated record. Lineage: Eukaryota; Metazoa; Cnidaria; Hydrozoa; Anthoathecata; Hydridae.